GUGUCUGUGCGUGCGCGUGGCCAUGUGACAGGCCGUCCAGAGUUGCCCAGCCUCCUUUUUUUGACUCCUUUGCAGUUGCAUGGAUCGUAUUACUGGCUGCUCUCCCCGCACCGCUGAGCCCACCACCUCUGCGCCAAUCACAGCCUGCCUUUUACCUCCGCGCACACGCAUGCACGGACGCACAGACACAGACAGACCCUGACAUACACACACACACACACACACAUACACGGCGAUCCAUCGCUCCGGUUCUCCGCUGCCUUCACAUGCGUCCCCACCGACUCCGCGUAGCGCUGGCUGCGCCAAGAUGAGCGGUCGUCCCGGUACCAUCUGAACGUCUCACCGCCUGACUGACCCAGAGCCGGGGGAGAGAGAGAGACAGACAGACAGACAGACAGACAGACAGAAAGAGAGAAAGACCAUCUUUCCUCUCUCACAACCCAUCUUCCGUUCGCUUGGAAGAGACCGCAGCGCCAGCCGUUUCUUUCGGCAUCUUUUUUCGCCCUCCUCCUCCUCCCGUUCGUGCUGCAUCCCUCCGUUAUUGUCGCUCUCCCGGUUUUAAGGAGAAACCGGAGAGCCCGGGUCGUGAUUUUGUGGAAAUACAUUUUUGCAUUUUUUUUUUCCUGUUGAGAGUUGGUAGCGCGCAGUUGGUGCGCGCUUUUGUAAAUUCCGGUGAAUGGUGGAUUUGGCAAACAUGGAGACCGUGGAGAAGGAAUGCGGGGCCCUCGGGGGUCUAUUCCAGGCGAUUGUCAACGACAUGAAGUGCUCCUAUCCUGUGUGGGAGGACUUCAGCGCCAAGGCCACCAAGCUGCAUUCCCAGCUCCGAACCACUGUUCUGGCUGCUGUGGCCUUCCUGGAUGCCUUUCAGAAGGUGGCAGACAUGGCGACCAACACCAGAGGGGCAACCAGAGAUAUAGGUUCAGCUCUGACCAGGAUGUGCAUGAGGCAUCGCAGCAUUGAGGCCAAACUUCGCCAGUUCACCAAUGCUUUGAUGGAGAGUCUGGUCACUCCUCUCCAGGACAAGAUUGAGGACUGGAAGAAGACAGCCAACCAGCUGGAUAAGGAUCAUGCCAAAGAGUACAAGAGGUCACGCCAUGAGAUCAAGAAGAAGUCAUCUGACACCAUGAAACUACAGAAGAAGGCUCGUAAAGGCCGAGUGGACCUGCAGCCUCAGCUGGACAGUGCCAUGCAGGAUGUGACUGACAUGUGUCUGCUGAUGGAGGAGACGGAGAAGCAGGCGGUGCGCCGGGCCCUGGUGGAGGAGAGAGGACGCUUCUGCACAUUCAUCGGCUUCCUCCAGCCUGUUGUGAACGGAGAGAUCGCCAUGCUGGGAGAGAUCACCCACCUGCAGGCCAUCAUUGAUGACCUCACUGUGCUGACAACUGAUCCUCACAAACUGCCCCCAGCUAGUGAGCAGGUGAUUAAGGAUCUGAAGGGGUCUGACUACAGCUGGUCCUAUCAGACUCCUCCUUCCUCCCCGAGCAGCUCUGGCUCCCGCAAGAGCAGCAUGUGCAGCAGCGUCAACAGCGCCCACAGUAGUGCCUCCCGUUCAUCAGGGGGAGGUGGUAGUGCUGGUAUUGGUGGAGGUGGUGGAGGCUCCCAGCCCCACUCACCCACCUCAUCCUCUUCCUCCUCCUCCCAUCGCUACCGCAGCAGCCUGCCGCAUCAGCCUCCGCCACCAGGGGGCAUCGCUGCCCACCGCCUCAGCAGCGUCUCCUCCCACGAUUCGGGCUUCGUGUCCCAAGAUGCAAACAUCUACUCCAAGCCCCCCUCGCCCAUGCCCUCGGACAUCACCAGCCAGAAGUCAUCCAGCUCAGCAUCGUCAGAGGCCUCAGAAACAUGCCAGUCAGUCAGUGAAUGCAGCUCCCCCACCACUUUUGGCACGUCCUUCGCUACCUUCCGCCCUGCUCUCUCUCACUCUGGCUCCACCAGACCUCUCUCUGUCAUUCUUCCUGUUCCUGCGUCCCCACCCUAUAACUGCCCCUCUGGAUCCAGCUCCUCCUCUCCCACAUCAAAGGUUCCUAUCUGGAAGGAUUGGUCCAAAGCAGGUCAGUAUGAGCAGCCGGUAGCUGCAGCACCAGUUCAGAGGAGAAAGGAGCCUCUGGACAGACUGAGGGAGAACGAGAUGUCUCCUGGUUCCCAUGGAUACGCUGGGCCAUCACACCCUGACGACGCCCAGAGACACAGGAUGACCCCAGCAACCAUCGCUGCCAAGCAUGGAGAGGAGGUUUCUCCAGCAGCCAGUGACCUGGCCAUGGUGCUGACCAGAGGACUGAGCAUGGAGCAGCAGAAAAGCAGCAGAGACUCUCUGCAGUACUCCAGUGGCUACAGCACAGAAACCACAACCCCAUCCUGCUCUGAGGACACAAUUCCUUCACAAGGUUCAGAUUAUGACUGCUACUCAGUGAACGGUGAUGCUGAAGGUCCAGAUGGACAGACAGAGUUCGAUAAGUCCUCCACCAUUCCUCGCCACUCUAACAUCGCACAGAACUACCGCCGCAUGAUCCAGACCAAGAGGCCAGCCAGCACCGCCGGCCUACCCAGUGGGGUCCUUGGUCCCGGGGGUCACGUGAUGCCAGGACAACCUGGCGGAGCUGGUGGAGGCGGAUCAGGUACUCCAGGAACUGCCACCAUCCGCCGAACCCCAUCUACCAAACCAGGCGUGAGGCGUACACUCUCCAACGCCGGGCCGAUCCCCAUCCGACCACCCAUUGUGCCUGUGAAGACGCCCACUGUCCCCGGAGACUCACAUUCACCUGGUGCGGCUGGCGGAGGGCACUCAGGUGGCGUGCCGGUGCGUGUGGGCAGUGAGGAGUGCGUCUUCUUCACUGGAGUUGACGAUGCACAGGGAGCGCUUGAUUAUGUGAAGGCGUCGCCCAAGCGCCUCAGCCUGCCGAACACCGCCUGGGGAUCAGGGGCGGCGUUAGAGGUCUACGCCCAGCAGCACGGCCUCGCCAUGGGAACGGGCUCAGGGGGGUCCGAGGAGGAUCAGAUGAUCGCGGCCAAUCGGCACAGCUUAGUGGAGAAGAUCGGCGAGUUAGUAGCCAGUGCACACGCCCUCGGAGAAGGGCAGUUUCCUUUCCCCACGCUCCCCGAUGAUCCGGCCCUGCCGCCAACUGGCCCCUCCGACACACAGUUAGGGACCGAGGGGGCGGAGGGGUCCGGUGACAUGCUGACCACCAUUAGGAGAGGAGUCCGCCUCCGCAAGACCGUCUCCAAUGACCGCUCAGCGCCGCGCAUCUUGUGAUUGGAGGAGAAGCAGGAAGAGGAUGAUACUUGUCGGCCAAUAGGGAGUCAGGUGUUGGUGUGGUGCAACCCAACCGCCUAGUACAUACACAAUAACUAUGUAGGGAAAGCUAUAAUAUAACAGAAGAUGAAUGAAAACAAAAACAUACACAAAAAAUAAGUUUAAAGACACCAUUAGAGUAAAUGAUAUAUAAUAUAAUAUAAUGAUAACAAUUACAUUAAUAAUGUUAACUCAUGCCGAUGAUUAAAAAGUGAAAUACUGAAUAUUGACAGGCUCCUAGCAGGCCACUAUAACUAGUGUGUGUUGGACGCAUGUUUGUCUUCUCUACACCUUCACCCAGGGAUGAAAAGACUCGCAGGAAAAACAGAUAAGAUUAAAAAAAACGGCAAAGAUGGAGAGAAAGACUGGGUUCUGUUUGUCAACUUACACCCUUCCCCAUUCUCUUCUCCAACUAACCCGACUGUCUAAUCCCAGAUGAAAGACUGAUGACUGAAGGAGGGCCCUGUGGGGGCGAGAGAGAGGGGGGUCAGAGUGCCAUGUGACCAGCUGGAUUUGAACCCAGGCUGUCUCAGCAGCAACACACUGUACUUAUUAGCCCACUGAACUGAAGCUUUGGUAUUAGCACGGGGAGCUAACAAGCCAGAGGGCUCCUCUGGUUCAUCCUAAUGUAAAAGAUUCUUUAAAAAAAAUACUGUUGGCAUUGAACCGUGCUAGUGCCCCCUUCCCCUCUCUCUAUGUGUGUGUGUGUGUGUGUGUGUGUGCAUUCAUGUGUAUGCAUGUGGGCGAAUGUGAAACGUGUGUGUGCACAUGCGAUUGAUUGUGUGUGUGUGUGUGUGUGUGUGUGUGAGGGGGGUGGGUAGAGCUCUGCUGCAGGACAGCUGGUUACCCAAUGAGGGCAGGGCUUUUCUCCUGUGUGUUGUACGUGUAUUUUCUUGUUUAUAUCGUGACGUCAUUUACCUUGUUACAACUGUACGAGAAGUUACGAGAAGUAAUCCAGGCGUAUAGAUAUAUUCAUAUAUAUUUUCUAGAACCAGAGAGAAAAUGUUAAAUCAGAAAUGGAGCAAUAAAUGUGUUUUAUUUUCUUGUUUCCAAGAAGAUGGAGGAUUGUAGGUUCUCCUUUGUCACAUUCAGGCAAUCAUCAGGAAUGCUAAAUUACACAUCGACUGUGAAUUCAUGCCUAGACGGUUUUGGCGUGUCUCUCUCCCUGUCCCUGUCUCUUUCUGGUGGAGGAAAUGGAUUAGAAUAAUGUUGGAAAAACAAACAAACUGUAAAGCACUUUGAUAGGUGGUAGAGUAUGUUCAGCAGCCACUAGGUGUUGCUGUAGUCAUACUGUAUGAUAGGGAGAGUGAAAGUGAGAGAGAUGGUUGCCAAUGAGACUGUGUCUUUAGGAAAUUAUUUAAUUAGAAGAAGAAUACAUAGAGGGACAAAGAGGAAGUGAUAAUGACUGGUGGAAUUGGAGUGAUUGGUCAAAUGACAGAUGGAAUAAGAAAGUAGAGCAAAAUAUUUAUAUAUUGGACGUCAGGGCUCUUCAGGGUUCGACAAGCCAUCGUCUGCUGUGGAUUGUGAAUAGUACUGAAGCUUUUUAUCAUGUGGUUGCACUGAUAUCUGAACACAUAAUGCAAAAAAUACACUGCACAGGUAGGUCAGGCUACUUUUGGACACAGGCUUUUAAGAGUUGGUUGAUCCAAGCAACAAACAAACAAACAUAUUUUCUCAUUAGCCAUGCUAAUAGUAAUUAGCACAGUAAUAAUAGUCCCCUAAGAACUGUCAGCACAUUUGAAAGAAGGAUACAUUAAUGUACUUAAAUAAUGUGAAUGUCACAAACUCAAUGGUAUUGAAGUUGAGGAACACAUCUGAAACCAUGGACAGAAUAUUACAAUAAUUAUAUUUUGUUAUACAGCAUCAGUUCUCUAAAAGACUAAACAUUUUUUUGAUAGAUUACAUGCAAAUGUUCAUAUCAAACAUAUUGAGUAAUGCGAUUAUGUUGGCUGUUACAUAACUGGGAUAAAUACAAGUUGCAUAAAAAAGUUAAAGUUUUUUUAAAUCUAGAUUUUAUGAUUUUAUGACAGUUUUCCAAAAAAUUUGAUUUAAAAAAUGGCAAUGUUUACAAUAUCACAGUAUAUCGCAAUGCAUUGAAUUGUGAUCACUUUAUGCUGAUAUGUAUCAUAGCUUAAUUCUUGCCGAUACACAGAUAUUACUUAAUAUACUGUGUGUGAGGAAAUAUGUUUGAUGUAAACAUAUAUCAACAAUGGACUUGAAAUAUAUUUGCACAUGUGAUUUAUGUUUAUUGGACAUGCAUUUGCUUGGCAUAAAUGUCCUGUGAAUAUUUCAACAUAGUCAUAUUCAGUAUUUUGUACGUUGGAAAUACAAUCCCACAACAUUCAAAGUAGUCUCCACUCAUGUGCACCAGCUUAUCUGCAAAAAUAUUCCUACCUAGAAAUACUGUAUGUUUUUGCAUUAUGUAAAAGCAGAGUUCAAGGCAGAAUGAGUAGAGUUUGUCCGUUGCAAUUUGUAAACACGACAUUCAAAGUUGGCCCCUCAUGCCCGGCUCAAUGACAUCUAAUUAGUCUAGUGAUAUUUAGUGGAGCUAGCUAAUAGUAUCUGUAUCCAGACAGGAGAAUUUAUUGAAGGUUCCUGAGCUUCUGAGUCAGACAGCACAGCAAAAUAUAAUGAAAGAGAAAAUACAGACAGAGGGCAGGUCUCUGCAGAUACAAAUACCACCACACACUUGGAGUGGGUCAUAGGGGAUGAUGGAGAGGGUUUCUAAUUGUAUGAGUCGAUACAUGGGCUUUUUUACUGGUAAAUCCUACUCAUUGUGUCUUUAAACCUUGAACAUAGCUGGACAAUAGUAUUUUAACUGGCUCCGAUACAACUGGCUCCUUUACAAAGUGAACUAAAGAUAUCUGAGGUUUCUUUUAAAAGGAUAGCAGGCAAAAAACACAGUAAAGAGGAUUGUUGUUGCAACAAUGUGGGAAGCAACAAAUGAUGAAAAUAUGGGAAAAAAACAUGCAGAGUUGGUUUCACAGUGUUGGGCAGUCGUUAGCUGCCAAUUAGCAAUUAGUAGCUUUGUCUUUGCCCAAACUUUCAGUUGAGGAUAGGACUCCUCUGAGAGUAAUGAGUAAUGUAACUAACUACUAUUGCUGUUGAGCAAUGUGUAAUUAAUAACUGAUCGCAUUUUUAAAGUAACUUGCCCAACACUGGUUACUGAUGAGCAGUUAAACCAGCAUGUAUUCAGUCACAGAAAGUCAAUGUUGCUCAUGAAAAAACAGUUUUGUGAACAACACGCCACUACAUUAUGGUUCAGCUCAGUUCAGUGCGAAUAACCCAGUUCAGCUCAGGACACGGCUGUAUGAAGGAAUUAUUUAUGGACAUUAAGAAGUGAGUAAAGGUGAAGCCUGUUUGAAGUGCUUGCUGAUGACAAGGAAGCAGGAGCUCUUAAAUUAGACGUGUGGAGCAGACAGACAGAGGAAGAAACGUGUAGAAUGAGCAUUUCACUGCCUGUUCAUACAAUAUGUACUGUAUGUGCUGUAUUAGUUAAUGAAAAUCAGGCGCACAGAUUUGGUAUAAAGGUUUGUUAGAAAAUAUUAAAUGGAAUAUUUCGUUUCUUUCUUUUUUUUUCAUUCUGCAGUAUUGUUUGAAUAUUUAGUCUUACUUUAAUUAAUGUAAAAAAAGAAGAAAAAACUCCAGUUGUAACACAAAAUACUAAGCUGUGUAACAUAUGGAUGUAGGAUGUGUGGGCUGAGAGUGAGUGUGUCCCUGUUUGGCUGUUGAACUCUUCAUUAACAUGUCUGUGCGCUCUUCUAGCAGUGACCUGAACAUAGCCGGCGGCAUCGGCACUCUUACAAGCCCUUUGUGUUGACUUCUUUCUGAGCACUGUUUUAAACAUAUUUGUGGCCAUUUGAAGAGAAAAUGAUGACGAUUUAAUUUAAAGAGAUAAUGAGGAGAAUGUUUUUUAACAUUGUGAGCCUCUGGGAUGUUUUUUUGUUUUUUUUGUCUGGGGAGGAACUACUGUAUGUGUGUUGUCACAUGUGGAUGCUGUGUGUUGUAUCAAUCUGAUUGGGUGAGAGGGCGGAAGGGGAGAGCAGCGGGCUUGGACUCCAAUCCCCCCCCUCGAAAAACACAUUUUUGGGGUGAGAAAAUGUUCAUCUGAAGAGCUUGUGUAAGACCGCCUGUCGAGGUCACACUGUACAUGAAUUUACGUGCAUAUGCUGAAUGUACUGCAAGGUGAAGGGGGACAUCGAACUGUAUGUGUUUGACUUGCUUGGACCAUUGCAAUGUCUGAACUUUGUUCUUGUACAACUGAAUGAAGUUUAAACAGUAGGAAAGCAAUACAGAGAUAGUGUGCAUGUACGUACAUUCACAAUGAUGUUCCAGUGUGGGUAUGUUAAAGGAAAAUACCACUGUUUUGUCCACUCUUGGAUAUGUGCUCCUUAUUUAAAAAGCUAUUCUACAUUGUAUGGCUCUGAUGGUAUGAUUUGGAGUUUAGAGACCCUUUACUAUGACCGAGGACACUGCUAGAGCCACUUCCCUUAGUCUGGAUGUGUAUGUGCUGUAGGUUCAUUAAUUCUAGUGCAACAACUGAAUUCACUGCCAGUUAUUUAGUUAUUGGUUGAUUAAAGGGCUUAUCGUGCCCUGCAGGAGAGUCUUGCUGCUUAAUUCCAAAUGUUGGACAUCAACUCAGGACAAGAAAGGUGUUUUCACAUCGAAUGAGAUGAAGAGAGUCAGAUCAAACUGCACACACUGGCUACAGUAUGAGUGUGAGAUGAGAAAAAGAGAAAAACACUGCUAUUUUCCUUUAAAAUACCCAAUUAACAGCACAAAAAGUAAUCUAACUAAACAAUAAUGUCUUUUUUUAACAUGCUGAAUUAACUGUGUACUGAACUAACUGUCUGAACAAGCUGAAAUAACUACAGUACUCUGCUACAGAUGUGUCAAUAUGCCCAUUUUUAUGAGUGUAUGUGUAUGUGGGUAGAAGUAGGCCUACUGGCAUGUGGGCAAAGCAGAGGCUACAAUGAAAACCUUCUGUAGGAACAUACAUAGACACAUGCGAUUUACAUGCGUGCAGGCAUGCGUGCGUACACACAAAACUACACACACAUGAGCGUCAUAGGAUUUACACACAAAACAAUUCUUCCUCCGCUGAGAAAACGACACUGUCCUAACUACUGUACAGUUUGUCCAAACAGGACUCACACUGUAAAAAGGAACAUUUUAACAUUGAUUUUAUGUGUUUAUUCAGUUAAACAGGUUGAUAGAUAUCCCAUCUGGACUUUCAGUGACAUUACUGCAUUUUAAUCUUUUGCUAGUAGCUCUCUCUGUGAGCUAGACACAGGCUGUCCUUAUGAACUGUUCGUAUGAUUUCCUACGCAAAAAAUAAUGCACUGGAGUUUGUUUGUAUCCGUCAAAAAUUGAACUGGCAACAAAACAACAUCAUGUUGAAAGCUGAUGGAUUAAACCCCCAGUCUUUAAACCAGGUGAUCAGUGUUCAUGUCCCAUUUUUUGGAAUUUACCAGAAGUGAGGUUUUUGAUCUUACUAACUGAACUGUUCAACAUGGUCUCACAGGAAUCCGUGAAAUAGUCAUAUCCCGUGGCUAUUCCAACAUACAAAGUGAUUAUAUACAUUCACUGAGGGAAUAUUUAGAAAAUAAAACAAAUAUUUCUCGCUAGAAAUGUGAUCAAAAUCCAUUUUUAUGCCGAAACUAAGUCAAAAUACUGAUUUUUUUCACUAAAAAUGAGAGAACUGUCCGCCAUGUUUUUUGUUCUGACCGCCAGGACCUUAAAAGUCACGUGACUUGGAACAAACCAAUAGGAAAAAAUAUUAACUUGCAUUGUAGCGAAAUCCGUGUCAGUUUCACGGAAAUUUGAGUGAUUCCGUGGCUAUUCCACGGAUUCCUGUGAGACCAGGUUCCAACUGUUUUACAGCAUAGACAACAUGUUUAAAACAGCGGUUUGAAUGAUUAAAACAGCGAUCGUCACAUGUCACAUUUCGUAGGAUAUGAUAUGAAUUACGAUGCAAAAGUUUCCGCAGAAAAUCAUACAAACAGGCUGUUCUCAUGAAUGAUUCAUAGAGAUUCUUAUGAAAAGUAAUAUUAUAUAAUAUUGUCCACUUAUGAGGCAACAUCAUUUUAAAAGCCACACAACCAAUUGGGUGGGCAGGAAAUAAGCAAGAUGGCACAAAUGAACCCCAGGCUUUUAACUAGGAGAUCAUAAUAGUGUUUUAAGCCUAAAUCUGGUCUUUUUUCCUAACCACAGGCUUUGAUGCAUAAUCCUAACCAUUUAACAGCAUUAACAACCUGUUUAAAACAUAAAUUGUAAUGGUUAAGACAGUGAUUCAGUGUGUUGCAGUCACAAAUCACACUGCAAAAAUUUUCAUAAGAAACUAUACGAACCCGUUCAUGAGAAUACAUCGAUACAAACAUGGAAAACGGUACAUUACUUUCAUGUUACAGGCAGUUACAUAGUGUACGCACACUUGAUUAAAAGUUUAAAUAAUGACUUCAGAAAAUACUGUGUUUCUAUGCAUACAGUUAAUCCGACAGAUUAUAGUGCUGCUGAUUAUUAGGUGUGAGUAAUAUGAGUUUAAACAGACAAAUGUUAAAGGAAUUGAUUGACAUUUUGGGAAAUACCUGCCAGCAGAUACUUAGCUUAAAAGCUGUAAUGUCAAGGAAUUCCUCUAACGUUUCUAGAAAACUUAUAUUGGUAUUCGUGUUUUGUUAUGGUGGGAUUGAAACACUCAACAGCACCAUUGUGUGAAAAGCCUGGAGGUGUACAAAAUCUACAACACUCACAUAUAUUUAUCCCUCUCUCUCUUCUUUUUCCUCUCUAUUAUCUUGCUCUUUUCUUACCUCCAUCCACUGACACAGCACCACCAGGGAUGCCGCGUAGUCGACAAGUUAGAAAACAGCGCUUGUCAUAAUGAGAGUCCCAUCGGCUGUUCUCGGUCUCUCUGUGCCUUGCAGCCCAUCAAAGCUAAUGAAACAUAAUUCUGAUGAAGUCUUUAUUUACAACACAGUCAAUAUGAGCUCAGCUCUGUUUCCCUCUCUGUCCGUCUCCCCUUCGCUCUCUUUCCCUCCAUCUACCCGUGUGUGUGUGUCUGUAUGUGGGUAUGUACAUGUGUGUUUGUGUGUGUGUGUGUGUGUGUGCGCUAAUGGCUAACAGGUGGUACCCCGAUGGCUCCUGGGUGUGUUGUUCAAAGAAGGGCUGGAAGCAUUAGCCAGGGUAAACUUCUCCCCUCUGUACGCUGCAACAUGAGCUGGUUUCAAGGCAAACAGCUGGAUGUCUGACACUACAUCUCAGUGCUGGAUUACAUUUUAAUUAAUUUUGAUCAUGCUUUUUAAGACAUCUUUUUGGCAUCAUCUCACAGGCAGCUUAUAUCACUUUGAUGGCGUCUUGGUGAGCUUCUGUCAAAGAAACCUAAGAUGCGAGUGGGAGCAGUAAUUCCACAGUGGGACUUUGCUCCCACAUUACCAUCACAAGUAAUCUGCUGAUGUGUAAGCACAGUGUUGGUAAGAAAGUCUUCGUCUAAAUUAAUAAAGAGCACUGGUACGUGUGUGAAAUUGAGCUUAACUGGCGGAAGUAAAAAUGUACUCAACGGCAGACUUGGCAACUUUUGUUGCCACUGUGACAGUUACAGCGUGAUGCUAAAAUGUUGAGCAACAUUAACACAAAAAGGGAAGAACUAUAAAGUAAAGAAAUUCUAAUAUUUGCCAACAUUAGUUGCCAUUAUAAUAAUAAUAAUAAUACAUUUUAUUUGUAAAGCACUUUUCAUACAGAAAUCUCAAAGUGCUACAGAAACAAGAAAGAGAAAACUCAUUAAAAUCAGCAUUAGAUAAAAAAAAAAAAAGACACGGGUAAUAAAGUACAUUAUGCAGAGACAAAGUAAAAACAUCUAGGGACAACCUAAAAAUGCCUCCCUGAACAGAAAAGUUUUAAGCCCUUUUUUAAAGGUGUCCAUUAGUUAUUGGAGACCAAAUGAGGUUGUAGAGUGUAUUAAACUGAGCAUGAGUUUGGUUUAUUGCCUAUUCAACUAUAACAUUAGUAAGAGGAAGACUAUUAUUAUUUAAUUUUACUUUGAGAAAGUAGUAAAAUUAGAUCAUAAUGUAAAGUUGUAUUUUAAACUAAACAUGGCAAAAUUUAGUCAACAUUUUCAGAAUGUAAUAAAAAAAGAGGCCUUACUGUCCAGCUUAAUACACCAAUAUUUACAUAUUGUUAGGUGGCAACCUCUAGUGGCUGUAGUUAGUAUGACGGGAUCAAAAGACGACUGGAAUUCAUUGAAAUUUUGUCCGCUGAUGAAAUGUGUCUGCCACAUGUUGAAAACAGCGAUCUCCAUGUGUCAUCAUACAAAUUGCGCUGCAAACCUUUUGCAUAAAUAGUUAAUAAACAUUCAACUAUGUCCAAAUUCUCUCAGCCAGUAAACUUCCUGACCGUCCCCACCUCAGCUGAGUUUCCCUGGUUACUCAGAUUUAUAGGAAACUGGCAGACUUCCACUGAAAGCAUUUGCUCGCAGCAUGAACACAAAGUUACAAAUCUAUGUGGAAAUAUUGUGGCGAACAGCCUGUUGGUGGUGUGGAACGCUCCUCUACGUAACUUUGGUUCCCUUCAAUUAUGCAUACACUGGAAACGAAGAUAACGUCUCCAACAUGAUUUAAAAGUGGAUCCUAAAAUAAUUGGAAAGAACAUGCUGAAGGUGUUUUUCUGACUGGUUGAUAAAGAGCUUUCUUUACCCUGUGAUGGCCAUUGAAGCACAGAUUGUGUUGUAAUUAUGUAUGAUGAAGUUUUGUGAGUUUGAGUGUGCGUGCAACCCACUCCUUUAUCCAUCUGCCCAGGUUAUAGUCAAUGUCUACUUUACAGUAUGUAUAUGUGUGUGUUGCACAAUGACACUUGGUGAGACCCCUACUGUUCUUCCCUCCCACCUCCCACACACAAUCUGUCAGUCCUUCCUGCUGUCUAAUACUGAAGAAACACACACACUUACACACACUCAUCUCAAGGUAAACAUGACUAAGGUAGAUUCUCAGAAGCUACAGCACACGAUGGUUCUCUGAAGCCCUCCAGGAGUUUGUGAUGAAACAUGUUGCAACUUCCUGUCGUAUAGCCAUGCAGAGCAAAGUGGCCAAAGUGGCCAAAGUGGCCUCCUGGUGCCACCGUAACUGUCACUGCACAGAAUGUCUUACUGUCAAUACUCCAGUUCUCAGUAGUGUCUCUCGCUUGCUCGCUCUCCGUCUCUUCCUCCUCCUCUGCAGCCUCCAAAUGAACUCAACAGUGAAAUCUCUCCACAACUCACCAACCGAGGCGUUGAUCUCAUUUCUAUGGGGUUUAUUUUGUUCAAAGGAUAACAUUGUGACAACAUCUGCUUUAUGUUUCUGUACAAACAGAUCUUUUCCUCCUCCCUCCCCCCCGCGUAGCCCUGCAGGCACUGUGGUCUUGUCUUUCUCUCUUCUUUCUGUCCUCUUUUCUGCUCCUCUUCUUUAAUUUAUUGUGAAUUAAUUUCCAAGGUUGUUCUGCCUCUGUCGCUGAUGAUAAGGUUUUCUUUUCUGUCUUCCUUUUUGUAAAAUUGACCCUUUUUUGUUAACUUUAGUCACUGCUAAUGUAACAAAACGCACUGUGAUGAUUCCAGUAUUAAUAAAAGUUGUACUUAAACUGUG
This is a messenger RNA of Centropristis striata (black sea bass), 12891 nucleotides long. It is a transcript of the gene mtss2b, whose product is annotated as MTSS I-BAR domain containing 2b. The transcript has 15 exons. Gene Ontology annotation, biological process: plasma membrane organization; cell projection assembly. The record is from RefSeq and is a predicted model, not a curated record. Lineage: Eukaryota; Metazoa; Chordata; Actinopteri; Perciformes; Serranidae. Gene Ontology annotation, cellular component: actin cytoskeleton; cytoplasmic side of plasma membrane. Gene Ontology annotation, molecular function: actin binding; phospholipid binding. The coding region runs from base 677 to 3247 and encodes 856 amino acids.